AUGACGAUGGUUUAUCCACCAGUGGAUGAAAUCGUCGGUUAUUAUCUGAAGAUGAUGAUCGAUAACAGAAACAAUUGGCCAAGCAGCUUUCUCCGUAGCGAAGACGUGUACUGCGUGAAUCCAUCGACGCAUUUCAACACUCGAGAGCCUUUGAUCCUACACGACGGAAGAUACUUGUUCGUUAACCGGACAGAGAAUUCUGGUAAAACCGAUGGAUGUGAAUCCGGUUGCUGGAGAGUGAUGGGUCGUGAUAAACUGAUCAAGUCGGAGAAGAACAAGGAGAUUCUAGGGUUCAAGAAGGUUUUCAAGUUCUGUGAAAAGGAAGAACCGAAAUCGGUUUUCAAGUUCUGGGAAAAGGAGAAGAGGCGAGUAAGAGAUAAGAGGGUUUGGGUGAUGGAAGAGUAUAGGCUUGCGAGUAAGUGGAAACAAGAUUACGUGAUCUGCAAGAUUCGUCUCUUGAAUCCAAAUCCACUAGAGUUCAUGUUAUCCAUCCAUAUUCGAGGUUACUACUAUAUAUGA
Messenger RNA from Thlaspi arvense, 519 nucleotides. The record is from the annotation of a GenBank genome assembly. Lineage: Eukaryota; Viridiplantae; Streptophyta; Magnoliopsida; Brassicales; Brassicaceae.